Molecule: messenger RNA, 1798 nt
Organism: Humulus lupulus (European hop)
Lineage: Eukaryota; Viridiplantae; Streptophyta; Magnoliopsida; Rosales; Cannabaceae
Product: UDP-glycosyltransferase 708G1-like
Exons: 2
Coding region: 97-1521 (474 amino acids)
Molecular function (GO): UDP-glycosyltransferase activity
Source: RefSeq, a predicted model, not a curated record
ACGUAAUAUAUAUACAAGCGCUGAUGAUCAUAACAGUAUCACUUCAGCAGCCAUCACCGAAUCAAACUCUUGGUCACCUCCUUCCUGAUCCUAACCAUGUCGAGUUCCGGUGAUCUCCUCAAUACCAAAACAACCCACGUGGCUCUAUUUCCCAGUGCCGGAAUGGGCCACCUUAUCCCCUUCCUCCGUUUCGCCGCCUUGCUCCUCCGCCGAAGCGACUGCCGAGUUACACUCAUCACUAUCAAUCCAACUGUCUCUCUAGCCGAGUCUCGACACACCUCCCAAUUUCUCUCUGCUUUCCCUCAAGUCAUUCAUCUACAGCUAGAACUCCUUCCUGUAGACCCAGCCACGGUCAACUCCGACGACCCAUUUUGGCUACGGUUUGAAGCAAUUCGUCGCUCAGCUCACCUCCUCGGCCCUCUCCUCUCCUCAACUUCGCCGCCUCUCUCUGCUCUCGUACACGACGUGAGUUUAGUCUCUCCUGUUAUCCCCAUUGCCCAAAGCCUCUCUCUCCCCAGCUAUGUUCUCUUCCCAGCUUCGGCUAGAAUGUUGUCGUUUGUCUCCUACUACCCAGCCUUCGCGUCUGGUUUUGAAUCAUCCAACUCUGGUCCGUUUGAAGGCGGUCUUGUACGAAUUCCGAGCAUUUCACCGAUACCCAAAUCGUCAAUCCCAACUCUGCUUCUGGAUCCGAAGAGUCUUUUCGCUCAGAUUUUAAUGGAGGACUCUCCGAAUCUCUCGAGACUUAAUGGGAUCCUGGUAAAUUCUUUCGAAGGACUAGAAUCAGAUUCAUUGAAAGCCAUUAAUGCUGGGAAAGUAAGCAAAGCGUUGCCGCCGCUAUUCACCGUCGGACCCUUCCCACCGUUCGAAUUUGAGAAGGUGGAAUGGUCAACGCCGACGACGUGGCUCGACCAGCAGCCAGAUGGGUCGGUGGUGUACGUCUGUUUCGGAAGCCGUACGGCUCUUUCCAGAGACCAAACGAGAGAGGUGGGAGAAGGUUUAGUGAAAAGUGGGUAUAGGUUCAUGUGGAUACUGAAGAAUAUGAUAGUGGACAGGGAAGACUACGAUGACUUAAAGGACGUAGUUGGGAGCGAGUUGAUGGAGAAGAUGAAGGGGAGGGGUUUGGUGAUCAAACAGUGGGUUGACCAAGGAGAAAUUUUGGGUCACAGAGCUGUCGGUGGGUUUCUGAGCCACUGUGGGUGGAACUCGAUAGUGGAGGCCGCACUACUUGGUGUUAAAAUCUUGGCGUGGCCGCUACAUGGGGACCAGGGGAUCAAUGCGGAGGUGGUCCGUGACAGCGGGCUUGGGAUUUGGGUCGAGAGUUGGGGCUUGGGUUGUGGAGGGAUUAAAAGUAAUGAGAUUGGGGAGAGAGUUAGAGAGUUCAUGGGAAAUGAGUCGUUGAGGCGGCGAGCAGCGGAAAUCGGUGACAUGGCAACGCAAGCUACUGUAGUUGGCGGGAGCCAGGAGAAAACGUUAGGCCGACUUAUUCAAGAGUGGGAUAAGAGGAAGAUGGCCAAAGAAUAAUUAACUAAUAAGAGCCCAUACCUUUGAUUGAGCUUUAUUGACAAGAAGUCGUAUGUCUUUAGUGGACAUGGUUACUUGAUUGGCAGUGGAUGGAGUGCUCUGUUGCUGAAGCUGUUGUCGGAAGGCAUCCACUUGAAGCUUGAGACUAGUAAUUUGGUCCCAGCAGGCUUCAUUUUCUUCUUUUAAUUUUUUGUUUACUAAUUCUUUCUCUAUUAUUGUUUUAUUAUAAUAAAUACAAUUGGGGCAAUUUAACUCAGUUACUUUUUCUUUCCGCUUA